This is a messenger RNA of Silurus meridionalis, 4039 nucleotides long. It is a transcript of the gene mmp15a, whose product is annotated as matrix metallopeptidase 15a. NCBI's taxonomy places the organism in Eukaryota, Metazoa, Chordata, Actinopteri, Siluriformes, Siluridae. Gene Ontology annotation, molecular function: zinc ion binding; metalloendopeptidase activity. Gene Ontology annotation, biological process: proteolysis; extracellular matrix organization; collagen catabolic process. Gene Ontology annotation, cellular component: extracellular matrix. The record is from RefSeq and is a predicted model, not a curated record.
CUUACCCAUGCAACAUGAAACUUUUCCCUGCAGAAAGUCUCCCGGUGUUCAGCACAGGACAUGGAGAUAGUCAACAAGUAGCACUUUUUUCUAGGGAUUGUGGGGUUAAAAAGAGUGCAGGAUGCUUAAGAUUUUGGGGAGUGAAAAGUGAAUGUUUUACAGCUGAGAAGAAAUUCGAGUUGGAUCUCGAAUGAAAAAAAGAAAAAAAUAGGAAAGAAAAAAGGCCAAAGACAAUCUGGAUUACAGCUGAGACGGAAAUGUAAAAAAUUGCAUACUGCAAUCUGGAAACUAAGACGCACUCAACUGCGAAUUUAUUGUUAUUAUUAUUAUUAUUAUUAUUAUUAUUAUUAUUUCCUGUGCGCAAUUAACGGCGCCGCACUGAAAGACGCAGUUUGCGUCCAGUGCGCACUUUGGGUGAAGAAAACCAAUCGAUUGAGGUGCAUUUCCCAGGAAUCUGAACUUAUGCACAGAGAUGAUUCGUAAACCUUUGUUCACACCUGGAGUGGUUUUCUCGGUCUUUGUGUUGGCGCUGAAGGUGGUCGGUGUUUCAGCGCAAGGGGACGAGCUGAAGGACGAGUUGAACGCCGAGACAUGGCUGAGGACUUAUGGAUACCUGUCCCAGGCCAGCAGGCAGAUGUCCACCAUGCAGUCGGCACAGAUUCUGACCACCGCCAUAAAGGACAUGCAGCGUUUCUACGGCCUGGACAUCACCGGACAAGUGGACGCCGCCACUCUGAAAGCUAUGAAACGUCCACGAUGCGGCCUUCCUGAUCGCUCAGAGGAAACCAGCGAGGAAAGAGUCAGGCGGAAACGUUUUGCUGUGACGGGACACCGAUGGGAUAAAAACACGCUGACUUACAGCAUUCAGAACAACCCACCCAGCAUCAGCCAGCAGCAGGCCCAUGAAGCCAUCAUCAAGGCCUUUCGCGUUUGGGAAAAAGUGACACCUCUGCGCUUCAAACUGAUUCCUUACCGUGAGAUCAAAAAUGGAAGCGAGGGGCCGGAUAUUCUUCUGCUGUUCGCCUCUGGAUAUCAUGGAGACACGUCUCUCUUUGAUGGUGAAGGAGGCUCCCUGGCUCAUGCAUUCUUUCCCGGUCCAGGUAUUGGAGGAGACACACACUUCGACAUGGACGAACCGUGGAUACUCAACCAGCGAGAAGGAACAGGCAUUGACCUGUUCCUGGUUGCGGUUCACGAGCUGGGUCAUGCUCUGGGACUCGAGCACUCCAGUGACGCCUCUGCCAUCAUGGCUCCGUUCUACCAGUGGAUGGACAUUGAGAGCUUCUCUCUAGGUGAAGAUGACAUCAGUGGCAUUCAGCAGAUUUACGGACCACCUGUGAUUGCGCCCACCGAGCCUUUGAGCACAACAACAACCCCAUUGUCUACAACGACUACAGCACAACCCGAACCCACGUCCACUGCUACAGAGUCUUUAAGGACCACCAGACCUCCAGAAAAGCCCACCAGGCAUCCAGAGAGGCCCACAAGACCUCCUGAAAGAGCCAGCAAACCUCCUGAGAGAGCCACUAGACCUCCUGAGAGAGCCACCGUGCCGUGGGUUCCUCCGGCUAACCCUAAACCCACUCGCCGCUCGGACCGGGAUGCCCCUGAUAUCUGCGAUGGAGACUUUAACACGAUUGCAGUGCUCAGAGGGGAGAUGUUUGUUUUCAAGGGUCGGUGGUUCUGGAGGGUCACGAACCGGGUUCUCGAUAAUUACCCCAUGCCUAUUUCUGUGUUUUGGUCCGGCCUGCCUGAAGACAUUGACGCUGCGUACGAACGGCAUGAUGGAAAAUUUGUGUUCUUUAAAGACAGUAAAUACUGGCUCUUCAGAGAAGCCGAUGUGUUGCCUGGAUAUCCCCAGGAACUAAUGCACUACGGUCACGGGAUGCCUGAUCGAGUGGACACAGCCGUGUGGUGGGAGCCAUCUGGCUACACCUACUUCUUUAGAGGAGACAGAUACUGGCGUUUCAACGAGGAUUCUCGGGCCGUGGAUAAAGAUUACCCACGACCCAUCAGCGUCUGGGGCUCCAUCCCUUCCUCUCCUAAAGGGGCCUUCCUGAGUGAUGAUGGAGUGUACACAUACUUCUACAAAGGGACCAAAUACUGGCGAGUUGACAACAAGCGUAUGAAGGUCGAUGCAGGAUACCCAAGAUCUAUCUUGAACGAUUUCAUGGGAUGCCACGUUCACUUCGAUCCAGGCAUAGACCCUGAUAUAAAACCAGACCCCAAGUGGCCAGACACAGGAAGUAAAAAUGAAGACGACAACACGAACGACUACAAAGACGACGACAACAACGACUUAGAUGAUGACGUUGACGAUAGCGAUGACGUUGAUGAUAAAAAGGUGGUGGUGCAGGUGAAAGACACUACCAAUUAUGCCAUGCUCCUCCUCCUCGUGACUGUGCCUCUGGUUCUGGUGUUUUGCAUUUUGUUAUCGAUUUACUUAAUUAUCACCAAGCUGCAGACUCCCAAAGUGCUGGCUCACUGUAGACGUUCACUGCAGGAGUGGGUGUGAUACAUACAAGCACACGUGAACUCUUUCUCUCACACACACACACACACACACACACACACACACACACUUGUUGUUUGGUCUUUUUGCAGUUACAAUACGUUUAGGAGAAGAUCCCACAUAAACAGUCCACUUUUUUGACAUUCCUGAAAAUGGGAGUUGGAUUAAUCUCAUAGUUCAGAGUUUACGACUCAUGAAACAUUCUUGCCGUUGAACCCAUAGAUGUUCUGUUAGCAGCUGACGUAUAAUUAGAUGUGUAAUUGUAGUCACAUGGAGGCCCUCUAGGUGACUUUUCCUUAAAUCUGAGGAAAAUGUUGAUCUACCCGCAACUUUCCUAUGGUUUUCAUCAAGCGCUCUUACUUUAUAUUGCCCUAAACACUGAGAAACCAAUAAGAAUAGAAACAUUUUCCUCAGAUUUGUUGAGGAAUUACUUAGAGCAGUCAUACUGCAGUAGCAUUUAGCAUUAGCGACUAUCAAACUUUAAAACAGCAUCAUAAAAUUGAUUUUAAAAAACAAUAUAAAACCACCCAGAAACUGUUAAAUACAUUUGACACAAACAUCUGAAAGCUGUCAGGAAACAGAAUAUUUUCCUCAGUUGUAUCAAAGAAAAGACGUCAUUGAUUAAAUUGUAACUGUAAUACGAUUUAGCAUGUAUUAGACAAUAUUGAUGCAAAGUGAGAAUGGAAAUAUGUCAAAAAAUGACUAAGAAAAUAAUCCACAGACUAAAAUUAAAGCGUAAUACGACUUACACUGAAUCUAAAGGCGUGGUGAUAUUAAAAAUGAGACACAGAUGUUGGAAAUAUAAACAUUUUUCUCAGUUGUACUGAGGAAUUACUAUGUCAAUUACUAUAUCAAACUUUAUCUGUACCAACACUUAGCAUCAGCUCCUCUCAGACAGUGGAAAUGGAUAGUGAGUGUCACAAUGAAAAAUAUGUCAGAAAACUGUCAGAAAUGCAAAUGUUUUCCUCAGAUGUGUCAUGAAAUCAGUAAGAAAUGAUGUCACCGAUUGAAAUGAAACUGUAUUUAGACUUAGCACAAAUCAGACAAUGCAAGACAUCAGCACUUAUUAGAUGAUCUCAAUGCAGUGAGAACGGAAAUGAGACACAAAUGUCGGGAAUAGAAGCAUUUUACUCAGAUGUGUCAAGAAAUUACUAGUUAAUAGACUCCAUCCUGAAACUGUACCAUAUAUAUGUAACAUUUAGCAUUAGCUGAUAUCAGACAAUGUAAAGCCAUUGUCAAACAGUGGCACAACAAAACAUAGAUGUCAGGAAACUUUCAGGAAUUCAAAUAUUUUCCUCAGAAGUGUGGGAAAAUAUUACGAAAAGACUCCACAGAUUACAAUCACGCCAUAAUAGCUCUUAGCAUCAGCUGCUAAGACACAUAAGGCAAAGUAAAAAUGGAAACAGGACAAAACCACCCAGAAGCUGUGGUGAUUUUGGAAACAAAACACAAAUGUCAGGAAAUUGUCUGGAAUGUCAACAUUUUCCUGAGAUGUGUCAAGAAAUGUAAAAGAAAAGAAUCCACAGA